CAAAAAAAGAAGUACGCUUCUUUUUCAUCUUCAAAAACAUCACAGACUCCUGUGUCGCAGAGAGAGUCUAGCAGCAAGAACAACAUAAGAGAGAGAAAGAGACAGAGAAGCAAGUGUCUAGUGGUCAGAAAAUGGAAGGAUUUAAGAAAGAAGAAAUAAGAAAAGGGCCAUGGAAAGAGGAAGAAGACGAAGUACUGAUUAACCAUGUUAAAAAAUAUGGUCCCAGAGAUUGGAGCUCCAUUCGAUCCAAAGGCCUUUUACAUAGAACUGGCAAGUCUUGUCGUCUUCGCUGGGUUAAUAAGCUUAGACCCAACUUGAAAAAUGGGUGCAAGUUUUCAGCAGAGGAAGAGAGGGUGGUUAUAGAUUUGCAGGCAGAAAUUGGGAACAGAUGGGCAAGAAUCGCUACGUAUUUGCCGGGAAGGACUGAUAAUGAUGUGAAGAAUUUCUGGAGUAGCAGACAGAAGAGGUUGGCUAGGAUUUUGCAGACUUCAGGAACACCACCUUCCUCUUUUAAUUCCAAACAACAGAGGAGUAAAAAUAAAGUUCCUGUCUUUCUGGAUGUUCCCACAUUCGAGGCUCCAAUGUUCAGUUCUUCAAUGGAGGAAGAGGUAUCCUCGAAGGCUUGCUCAUCAUCCUACUUGGAGAACCCUGAACAGAUAAGAAUGAUGCCAUUACCGCCAUUGUUUAAAUCUGAGUUGCCAGGCUGUGAUGCAAAUCUUGUUCAAUACGAGCCCAUGUCUGGAAUUCCCUUCCCUCAAAUCCCACAGCCCCAGCCAGACCUAGUAUUCUCCCCAGAAAGCCAUGAACUCCUGGCUAGGCUGGAUGACCCUUACUUUCUCAAUGUGCUUGGAACAAUAGACGCUCCUGAACUCGGAGAUACAGCACAAUUUUCACUUGGGCCUCCAUUGUUUGAUCCAGUAUCAAGUUGUAUGAAUAGUCCAAGUGAUGUAAAAAAUCCUGUGACCCCAGAUACCCUCUUCGAUGAGUUGCCACCGGACAUGUUUGAUCAUAUUGAGCCGUUUCCAAGUCCUUCAGAGUGGUGAAAGACUGAUCACAAGGCUGUUUUUAUGGGGGUGUAGAAGGAUGAUUUAUUGAAUAGUUUCUU
Molecule: messenger RNA, 1105 nt
Organism: Populus nigra (black poplar)
Lineage: Eukaryota; Viridiplantae; Streptophyta; Magnoliopsida; Malpighiales; Salicaceae
Product: transcription factor DUO1-like
Exons: 3
Coding region: 132-1043 (303 amino acids)
Source: RefSeq, a predicted model, not a curated record